UAGGUACGCUUUAGAGACUAGUGGUGAUUUUGUGGAGUAGAGCCUAUGCCACAUGCCCACUAGGGUCACCUGCAGUCCCAACGACGGUUUUAUUUACUUGGAGAAGUCUUCACUAGCACUACCUUCUACGAAGACUAUUUGACCAUUCUCCAUAUGGAAAUUGGCUGAAACUCCACGUUUUCAAAAAAAUGGAACAAGAGGUCCUUAACAUUAUAAUCGCUGUAGUAGUCGUACUACUUACACUCGUCUUUUUUCUUAUAUACCGAUGGGGUAAAACGACCAAAAGAACGGUUUUACUCACUGGAAUCUCCGACAGUGGAAAAACGCUCAUUUUUACCAGGCUGGUACAGAACAAAUUUGUUCAUACUCAUACCUCAAUCAAAGAAAAUUCGGCAGAGUACACAACCACAAAGGAUAGAACAGUCCAAAUUGUUGACAUUCCUGGGCAUGAAAGGCUGAGGGGAAAGUUUUUAGAACAGUACAAAAAGAACGCUCGUGCAUUUAUUUAUGUAAUUGAUUCACUUACCUUACAAAAGGAUGUAAGAGAUGUGGCAGACUAUUUAUACACACUUUUAACUGAUGGCGAAACAGGAAAAUGCAGAAAUGUGCUAAUUUUUUGCAAUAAACAAGAUCACGCGACUGCAAAAGGGAUACCUGUUAUUAAAGCCGUAUUGGAAAAAGAACUAAAUACAGUAAGGACGACCAGAACACAUUCCCUCCAGAGCACAGAUGGGAGCGAUUCAGGUGAAAUUUACCUUGGCAUCAAAGACCAGGAAUUUGAUUUUGCUCACCUCCUGCCAACAGUAGUCUCCUUUGCUGAAGGCUAUGCCUUGAACAAAGAUAAUGAAGCAGCCAAGGCAAACCUCGAGCCUUUGAUUGAUUGGAUUGGACAAAUUUCUUAAAUCGGACUGAUUUUAUUUAUUGCAUUUUCUAAUUUUUUGUUACCUAGAUAGUCCAAUAAAGUUUUUUUUUAAAUUAA
Cimex lectularius (bed bug) is the source of this 979-nucleotide messenger RNA. RefSeq names its product signal recognition particle receptor subunit beta (gene SrpRbeta). Lineage: Eukaryota; Metazoa; Arthropoda; Insecta; Hemiptera; Cimicidae. Bases 189 to 902 code for a protein of 237 amino acids. The transcript is spliced from 5 exons. Gene Ontology annotation, molecular function: GTP binding. The record is from RefSeq and is a predicted model, not a curated record. Gene Ontology annotation, cellular component: cytoplasm; plasma membrane. Gene Ontology annotation, biological process: vesicle-mediated transport; intracellular protein transport.